This is a messenger RNA of Syngnathus typhle (broad-nosed pipefish), 3160 nucleotides long. Its product is annotated as trafficking kinesin-binding protein 1-like. Gene Ontology annotation, cellular component: dendrite. Gene Ontology annotation, molecular function: GABA receptor binding. Lineage: Eukaryota; Metazoa; Chordata; Actinopteri; Syngnathiformes; Syngnathidae. Bases 401 to 2911 code for a protein of 836 amino acids. The transcript is spliced from 18 exons. Gene Ontology annotation, biological process: endosome to lysosome transport; anterograde axonal transport of mitochondrion; neurogenesis. The record is from RefSeq and is a predicted model, not a curated record.
GCUGGCCUCCCCGGCCCCCUCUCAGCCCCCCACCCCAGACCCUGACCCCGACCCGGAUCCGGAGCCUGGCCCUGACCGGGCCCGCAGUGUUGAGGACCAAUAUGUAGGGGAGGGCGAGUCCAGUCAGCCUGAAGUGUACCAGGCUCUCUCUGACUACAAGGACGCCGAGACCAUCACAGAUGUGUGCAACAGCACCGACCUGCCCGAGUUUGAGAUCAUCAGCCUCCUGGAGGAGCAGCUGCCUGUUUAUCGCUUGCGAGCCGACACGGUUUACGGCUACGAUCGCGAUGACUGGCUGCACACGCCACUGCUGGCCGCCGACGCUCCGCUCGACCUAACCACCGAGCAGAUAGAAGAGACGCUCAAAUACUUCUUGCUGUGUGCGGACCGAGUGGGCCAGAUGACAAAGACCUUCAGUGACAUUGACGCUGUCACACGUCUUCUGGAAGAGAAAGAGAGAGACCUGGAAUUGGCUGCGAGGAUCGGUCAGUCUCUUCUGAAAAAGAAUCGAGUUCUGACGGAGCACAAUGACUACCUGGAGGAGCAAGUGGGACAAAUCACAGAGGAGGUGGCCCAACUGCACCAUGAGUUGAACCUGAAGGAUGAGCUGCUUCAGUUUUACACCAGUGCUGCCGACGAGAGCGAGGAGGAGUCCGGCGGAUCCCCGACGGGGAAGAAGAGUCGAGUGGACGCUGCCGCUGGAGGUUUCCUGAGCGACACCCUGCAGAGGAAACUCAAAGAGCUGGAAGAAGAGAACCUGUCGCUUCGCUCAGAGGCGAGCCAUCUCAAGUCUGAGACGGAGACGUACGAGGAGAAGGAGCAACAGCUUGUCAACGACUGCGUGAAGGAACUCAGGUUGUCCAGUCUUCAGAUCUCGACAAUAGCGGAGGAGCUCGCUCGCAAGACUGACGAUGCCUCACGGCAGCAAGAGGAGAUUACGCACCUGCUCUCCCAAAUUGUGGACUUGCAGAAGAAAGCCAAGUCUUUUGCCGUGGAGAACGAAGAACUUUCACAACAUCUGAUCGCGGCCAAGGAUGCGCAAAGGCAGCUCACUGCAGAGCUGCAAGAGUUGGAGGAGAAGUACUCUGAGUGUAUUGAAAUGCUGCACGAGGCCCAGGAGGAGCUGAAGAACCUGAGGAACAAAAACUAUGCGGCGGGCACACCCAGACGCUUCCAUCCACUUGGAUUGUACCCGAUGGAUUCCCUGGCUGCGGAGAUCGAGGGAACCAUGAGGAAGGAGCUGAGCCUAGACGACCCUGACUGUGAGCAGCAAAAGGUCCAACGUAAGCGCAUUUUCGAGACGGUCAAGAACGUGAACCAGGCGGUGCGUCAGCGCUCUCUGACCCCGACCAGCGCCAACAUCCCGGGCUCCAAUCAGUCGCUCUCCUCGCGCACCUCGCCCAUGUCCAGCGGGCUCACCAGCCCUCAUUCCAGCCUGUGCGGAGGCGACCUGGGUGGGGACGGCGUCGCCCUCGACAACCGCGCCCAGACCAUCCUCAUGGAGACGGCGUCCAAUCAGGAGAGGAGAGCAGAGGGCCGAGAGAAGACGGCAAACGGAGCUGAGGAUUUGCGUCUGGCCCUACGGCGCCUUUCCCUGCGCCGUCAGAACAACCUGAGCGAGCGGCGCUUCUUCGAGGAGGAGCGGCGGCGAGGCGGCGGUCUUCCCGACGCGGCGGGCCAAGGGAGCCUCAUGACCCCCUCGGAAAGCAUCAUGUCGCUGGGGAACCUUCACCUGUGGGCCACCAGGGGGCCCUACCUGCCGGACAAACUGCAGAUUGUCAAGCCGCUCGAAGGCUCGGCCACCCUGCAUCACUGGCAGCAAUUAGCCCAGCCCCAUCUCGGGGUGAUUCUGGACGCCAGACCCGGGGUCGUGUCAAAAGGUUACCGACCACUCGAACUGGAGCUUGAACAGGUAUAUUCCUGGGGCAGCUUUGAGGAGGACGAAGCAGGAGAGCAGUACUUCCAGAAUCUUCCCACCACCUCAUCUUCGGCCUCCCCGGCUGUGCCCUGUACCUCCUCCAGCUUGGGUCAGCCCUCGCCGCACUUGGCUCCAGCUUCUCCCCCAUCUUCGUCCCCACAUCUGAGCAACACUGAUGCGCUGGCUGCUUACUAUCCAGGUAAAUGCAUGGCCCAUACAAGCUCCACCUACACUUUUACAACCUGCCGCAUCCUGCAUCCGACUGACGAGCAGACCCGGGUCACCCCCAGUCUGAACGCCAUCCCCGCGUCGUCCUCCUGCGUGAUGACCAGCUCGCUACUGGGCACGCCCGCCGCAACACCCUGCACGCCCCGCAGGCUCAGUCUUAGGCCAUCUGAGUCUUCAACAAAUCUCAGAGAUGCCACACGUACCACCAGCACCUGCCUGGGCCUAGUGCGCCUCCUACAGGAGAGAGGGAUCUCUGCAGCGAUGUAUCACCAGCAUCAGGGGUUGGAUGGCAGUCAGGCCAACGAGGGGCUUUUAUUCAGCACUUGCAUCACUCCUAACAAACCCUCCGACCCCGACUCGUUGCGUCCUUCCACCCCUUCGAACUCCCCCACAGGACAAGGGGCUUCAGCCGUAGCAACCUCCAUGGGCUUUGACUUCAAGAGCCCCUCUUAUGACAACUUCCUGGCUUCCAAGCCGGCACGUAGCAUCCUGAAGGAGGUGACGGGGGUGACGAGGGGGCGUCAGAGGGGACGGGACUGCCAGAGCCAGACUGAUGUGAGCGUCACCGUGCAUAACCUCAACCUCCUCGACAAGGUGAAACGGCUCGGGGUCGCCGGGGCCAGAGCGGCCAGUGCCGGCCCCAUCUUGGGUGGGCCUUUAGGGGGGCUGCGCAGAUCCGGCUCCCCCUUCGGGCCCGACGGGAUCAGACGGAACCGGAGCUAUCCGGCCAGCAUGGCCAUGAAAGCUCCAGGUCCUCCAGAGUAAUUUUGCUUACUGACAUUUAAGCAACCAAUCAAGAGUGAGCACUGGCUGCUGGCCAGUUACAUGGUCACUGUUUUAUGACUGAAGAGGCUUAUCAUCACCAAAUUAAUAUAACAAUGGACUGUAGAAGGAAAACAAAAAUCACCCCCCAACAAACAAAUAACAUAAUAGGAUUAUUGCUUCUGUUUGUUUGUCACGGUGGAUCAGGGAAUAUUUCACUUACAAAUAAAAGCGCUUAGAGAUGCGACAUUA